Molecule: messenger RNA, 33381 nt
Organism: Coregonus sp. 'balchen'
Lineage: Eukaryota; Metazoa; Chordata; Actinopteri; Salmoniformes; Salmonidae
Source: the annotation of a GenBank genome assembly
AUGGCGGCGGUCCUCGAAAGGAGUUUUAUAGAGAUAUGUGGGUUUGAGAGGGAAACCCUACCAAGAUUCCGGGAGAUAACUGUAAACCUAGGUAAACCUUUAUGAAUAUUAAAAUAUUGUUCCGCAUUGUAUUUACUGAUAUGAAAGGUUUUUGUGACAAACGCUGUAAUGAGGUCGUGAGUGACUCACGAUUAGCGCCGCUAACGCGCUAGCUAAAUGGGUUAGUUAGCUAGCUAGCUACUGACAUCAUGCAGCUGGCAUGUGGUCUGGGCUAAUAAGCUAGCUAGCUAGCUAGCUAGCUAGCUAACAAGUAAGAUAACGGUGUCCUCCAAUUUAUAGCUAGAUACCCCGCUUAUAUACACCUUACGCCGAAAUGAUUGUAAAUUAUCCGUAUCCUCGCGCAUAAACAGUUUGUUAGCUACCGUUAGCUAGCUAACUAACCGCUUUUGACUACGGUCUGUAGUACUGUAGCGAUGGCUUCCAGUUUCUGAAAGGCAAUGUUAAACUUUUGGUUUUAUAUUGACAUGUGUUCGUCCAGUCUAGGAUAUGUAUAGCUAAAUGCUUUUUUGAUUCCUCAUUCAUUGACCGCUAACGUUAGCAACCUUUAGUUAUUGGACACAGAAAGUUGUUGGUCAGUCUGGACUCUGGCACGGUCCCAACAAACCUAGCAAGUUGUUUAACCACCUGUCCGUGUCAGACCAAAACAGUUUGAGACUGUCAACAAGCAAAGCCACUAUGCGACAGAUUCUAUUGGAACUGACCAGAUGUCAUGUAUGGUUUCUCAACAGGUUUGAAUGCUUUUCCUGGUGGUGUAAAAUACCCAGACAGCGCAGGAGGCUUUCAUUAUGAGGAGAGUGGAAAGCUCCUGUCCAUCACUAGCAACAGAUGCAUACACUGGUGAGUUGUGCUACAUAUGUAUAUAGGUAACUGCCAAAAUAAAAGAAACACUUGAGUAAAUGAGGGAUCCAAAGUAUAUUGAAAGUUUUCACACAGGUGUGGUUCCUGAGUUAAUUAAUCAGUUAAUAUCCCAUCAUGUAUAAAAAUGGCCAUUACUUUGGCUACCAUGGCUAGAAGAAGAGAUCUCUGACUUUGAAAGAGGGGUCUCAAAGGAGUAUAGGGGGUUUAAAGGGUGUGUGUGUCUCAGUCACCAGAUCUCAACCCAAUUGAACCCAUAUUGGAGAUUCUGGAGCGGUGCCUGAGACUGCGUUUUCCACCACCAAUCACAAAAUACCAAAAUUAUGGAAUUUCCCAUGGAAGAAGGGUGUCGCAUCCCUCCAUUAGAGCUCCAGACACUUGUAGAAUCUUUGCCAAGGCGCAUUGAAGCUGUUGUGGCGGCUCACAGUGGCACAACGCCUUAUUAUGACACUUUAUGUUGGUGUGUAUUUUGGCAGUUGUCUGAAUGUUCUUAUCAUAUACUUCUUCUGUUACUGUUCUCUCAGUUUUUUGUUCUUUUAAAUCAACGCAGGUAUGUUGUCAAUUUAUAGCCAGACUGUGUUCUAUAGUCUUGCCAGACUCUGUCCUAGACCAGUCUUGGGGGACCACUGUACGUGACACGGGUUCUAUCACACAGUUUCCAGACUGAGAAGCCGUAUGAUGCAGCUGGCACUGGCCCAGGCUAGCCAUCAUGUGUCAAUACAGAUUUAAUUUGACAUGUAAAACACACACAGCUUCCUGAGGCCUGUAUUGGAAUUGCUGUCUCAUCUAUGUCCUCUCUCCAGGUCCACCUCCGGGGACACAGUUCAGCUAGUAGAGCAGUCUCUGGACACCAACCUACUGAACAAUGCUGUUAAACUCAAGAUCACACACUGCCUCCUGCUGCCUGGAGGUGUACACAUCCAGGAGACCCUCAACAAUGUCAUCAUCCUCAUUGUCACCAAUCAGACCGUGCACCGGCUGGUGCUGCCACACCCCACACGCAUGUACCGCAGUGUAAGUCCCUCUUUUUAGGAAGCUUCUGAACCAUAAUGCAUGGAAAGUAUGUCCGACGCAGGGGUGUAGUGGAGUGGGGAAAAUGAUUUGUGAGAAACAUUCUAUGUUUUUAUUUGGUUGACAGUGCAGCACAACCCUAGGCCCUCCCUCAACACACUGUGUUGUAAGCAAACAAGAAAAUGCACAUCCAGAGGCGGCGCUUCUCGUGGCCGGUGAUUUUAAUGCAGGGAAACUUAAAUCCAUUUUACCUCAUUUUUACCAGCAUGUCACCUGUGCGACUAGAGGUGACAACUCUUGAUCACCUUUACUCCACACACAGAAACGCUACAAGCAAUAACUCAAACGGGAAGUACCAGUGACGUGCUCAAUACGGAAGUGGUCAGAUGAAGCGGAUGCUAAGCUAUAGGACUGUUUCGUUAGCACAGACUGGAAUAUGUUCUGGGAUUAAUCUGAUAACAUUGAGGAGUUUACCAUAUCGAUCACCGGCUUCAUUAAUAAGUUCAUCGACGAUGUCGUUCCCACAAUGACCGUACGUACAUAUCCCAACCAGAAGCCAUGGAUUACAGGCAACAGCUGCCGCUAUCAAGGAUAAGGAUUAAUCCAGACGCUUCUAAGGAAUCCUGCUACGACCGCCGACGAGCCAUUAAACAGGAACGCGUUAAUACAGGACUAAGAUCAAAUCCUACUAUGCCGGCUCUGACGCUCACAGAUUACAAAGGGAAACCCAGCCAUGAGCUGCCCAGUAACGUGAGCCUACCAGACAAGCUAAAUGCCUUCUAAGCUCACUUUGAGGCUAGCAACACUGAACCAUGCUUGAGAGCACCAGCUGUUCCGGACGACUGUGUGAUCUCGCUCUCCGUAACCGAUUUGAGUAAGACCUUUAAACAGGCUAACAUUCACAAGGCUUCGGGGCCAGACUGAGUACCCUGACGCGUACUCGGAUCAUGCGCUGAUCAUCUUGCAAGUGUCUUCACUGACAUUUCAACCUCUCCCUGACCCAGUCUAUAAUGCCUACAUUUUUUUUGUAGGGUUGUCAUAAUACCCACAUUUUUACUUCGAUACCAGGUUUAGUAUCACGAUACAAUCACUUAAAUCGAUACCACGGUAAAAAAAGAAGGCAUAUUAGCCAAAGUCACAGAAUGGCACUUGAUCCAGACGGAUAAACUCAGCUACUGCUCUGUUCAAUCAUUGGUAAUCAUUUGAGUUCAAUAUGUCAUAACAUAAUUUUUGUAUGUAAAUGAUUUUCAGACAGCCAUGUAUGCAUUCAUUGUACAAUCAUAAAAUCAAUUUGACUUAGAUUGGUAAAACUAACUGUAUAACUUAAUGGUAAUAAUUUGAGUGGUAAAUCUCUUGAUAAAAUGGGUAAAUUAAGACGUAGCCUAGGCCUAUUCACAAUACAGGUGAAUGCAUGUGUGUGUAUGCAUGCAUUGAGUUAUUGAGUUUCUUUUGGCUGAUGUCAUCUGUAGCCCCAUGAAAAUCUGUAACCCUUCCAUUUGGGACUUAUUUCAUUGUGCUGAUCAACAACAUUUGCAUAGAAGUAGCUUAUUUUAUAAAAGUGCGCGCUGUCUCUUUAACCAGUAAUGUUGUCAAUCACGAGGCAAGAGGGGGGCAGCCAGUUGGUGCCCUAUUCACAGUCAGUUAGCUGAGGCGAUAGAUCAUCUUUGGGAGAGAUGAGCGGGAGAGAGACCAAUUUUAAGUGAAUUAAAAAGUGAUGGUGGCAAUCAGUUUUGAAAUCAGCAUAUUUUGCAUUAUGGUUUGCAUAUUAUCUCAAACAAAGUACUAGGGGUAGUGAAUUGAUGUUGGCUUCAGCUGUAAGCUAGAAAGGAAAGUUGGCCUACAAAGCUGAAAGCUACCGACAUCUUGCAUUAUAAGGUGUUCUAGCCUGUAUGGACAUUGUUUUGAGAACAGUAAUGAACAGUUUCAAAAUUUCUACAUGCUGUGUCGCAUUAUUCAAGUGUGUGACCUUCUGUGCAGCAUGAGGGGAGGUAACAUGAUGCUGCCCAGACUCCAAGUGCAGGUUAAGUGGAGCAGGCACGUUGCUCUAUAAGUGGGGAAUUGGCUGCGCUGAUAGACUUGAUCCGUGAGACACAUUUGACAGAAGUACCGAAACUAACAGAUUUGAGUACCAAACUGUUUUUCAUGUUCUAGUAUCCAAAAGUACCGACGUUUUGGUAUCCUGUUCAACACUAAUUUCAAGCAGACCACAGUAGUACCUGUGCCCAAGAACGCCAAGGUAACCUGUCUAAAUGACUACAGCCCCAUAGCACUCACAUCUGUAGCCAUGAAAUGGUUUGAGAGGCUGGUCAUGGCUCACAUCAACACAAUCAUCCCAGACGCCCUGUACCCACUCCAAUUCGCAUACUGCCCCAACAGGUCCACAGAUGACACAAUCUUUAUUGCACUCCACGCUGCCCUCUCCCACCUGGAUAAGAGGAACACCUAUGUGAGAAUGUUGUUCAUUGACUACUGCUCAGCGUUAAACACCAUAGUGCUCUCAAAGCUCAGGACCCAGGGACAGAAAACCUCCCUCUGCAAUUGGAUCUUGGACUUCCUGAUGGGCCGUCCCCAGUUGGUGAGGGUAGGUAACAACAACCCAUCCGCCACGCUGACCCUCUACACAGGGGACCCUCGGGGACGAUGAGUCGGUCUAUAGGGAGGAGGUUAGUGACCUGGCAAUGUGGUGCCAGCCCAGGACAACAACCUCUCCCUCAACGUCAGCAAGACAAAGGAGCUGAUCAUGGACUACAGGAAACGGAGGGCCGAGCACGCCCCCAUCCACAUCAAUGGGGCUGUAGUGGAGUGUACGGCCCAGUGCAUCACUGGGGCAGAGCUCCCUGCCAUCCUGGACCUCUAUACCAGGCGGUGUCAGAGGAAGGCCUUAAAAAUAGACUCCAGCAACCCAAGUCAGACUGUUCUCUCUGCUACCGCACGGCAAGCGGUACCAAUGCACCAAGUCUGGAACCAAUAGGACCCUGAACAGCUAAAUAGUUAACCAACUAGCUACCCAUAUCUGCAUUGAUUCCCUUUGCACAAACUCUUGACUCAUCACAUUGCUACUGCUUAUUAUAUCUAUCCGUGUGAAUCAAACCCACAUCCCUGCCGGCCAAACCCUCCCCUACCUAUAUGUACAUAUCUAUCUCAAUUACCUUGUACCCCUGCACAUCGAUUCGGUACUGGUACCCUGUGUGUAUAUAGCUAAGUUAUCGUUACUCAUUGUGUAUUUAUUCCUCGUGUUAUGUUUCGAUUUUUCUCUCUGCAUUGGUGAAAAGGGCCUGUAAGUAAGCAUUUCCCGGUUAGUCUACACCUGUUUACGAAGCAUGUGACAAAUAACAUUUGAUUUGUAUACAAAUAUGCUUUCUCCUUCCUCACCUCUCUUCUACAGGAGCUGGUGACAGAGCUCCAGAUGCAAUCCAUCUUCACAGACGUGGGGAAGCUGAGUCUGCAGGACCCAGCCCACAGCGCAGUGAUCCCCAGCCCCGUAGGCCAGACAGCAGGCCCCACUGCCUCAGCAGCCUGGCUCAGCCACCAGGGAGAGGCACACUAUGCCCUGGCAUCACCUGCUGGCGGCAUCCUGGUCAUCACACUGCCCCCACACGAUACACAGGGUAGCGUGACCGUUCUGGAGCUGAAGAGGAGCUCUGUGAUGCAGAGACUGGCUGGCUGGAUGCCAACUGCAAUCAGGUUAAAAAUCAUGUUGUUUUUGUCCAUGAAUAGGUUGAGUCUGGGUCCGUGCAAUCGCCCCCAUUGUGUAAACCAACCCUGGUUCUAUUGUUUGUGUGUGUAACCCUCCCUGUGCUCCUGUGUCCCGUCCAGAGGUGAGCAGAGUCCUGGGGACUUGGCCCUGAGUCUGGCAGUAAGGGAACUGGAGGACGACACCUUCAUUUUCGCUCUAUGUCAGGACCAUAAACUACGCAUGUGGUCCUAUAGGGUCAGUCCCACAGAUACUGUUCUAUUUAAGCCUGUGGUCAGUCUGCAUUAGCAGCAGUUCAGAAGCAUGCCUGUAUGUUAAGUGCCAAGAAAUGUCAUUUAGAGGAAGGAUGUUAAACUUAAUAUUUCAUUUGGAUGUAAAAGUAGGCCUAAUUGAUACAUUUACAUUUUAGUCAAAUGAUGUAAAUGUAAAUGUAAAUUUAGCAGACGCUCUUAUCCAGAGCGACUUACAGUUAGUGAGUGCAUACAUUUUUCAUACUGGCCCCCCCGUGGGAAACGAACCCACAACCCUGGCGUUGCAAGCGCCAUGCUCUACCAACUGAACUACAGGGGACUACAAAAGUUUUACCUACAAAAGUUUUUGCUAACAUGGGAUGUCCCUCCUUCAUCUUCUCCCUCCCUCCCUCUACAGGACCAGGUGUGCCUGAUGGAGACUGACAUGUUGGAGUACAUGCCAGCGUGCCGUGGCGUGAAGGGUUCCCCAGGGCAGGGCCAUCGGCUGCGGCUAGCCUUCUCCUCCUCCACGGGGCUGUGUCUGGCCAUAUACCUGGCCGUACCUUCCAGGGGACAGUUCACUGUGCUGCAGCUGGUGGCAACCGACAACAACCGCUACAGCCUCGACCACAUCUCCUCGCUGUUCGCCACACAGGUACGUGGAGGGAGGCGGGUUGAUUCUGUUGGUGUGAGACAGAGAGUAGAGAUGCUGUCUUUGGAUAUUCGUGUUUUUUUUUUUUUGCUGAUGUGGCUGUAAUGUGGUGUGUGUGUGUUAGGUAUCUAUCUAUCUAUGGUAAUAUUUUAGAAGGAAAAUCUCAUCAGUAAUGGACUGUGUUUUUGACUGCUGACUUAUCUCCUGUGUAUUAAUGUGUUCAGGAGACACUGGUGGACUUUGCGCUGACCUCCACAGACAUCUGGGGCCUGUGGCUUGACGAUACCAACCAGACCGUGGUGAAAUACAUCAACUUUGAACAGUGUGUAUUACACUUUUAGAUGAUCCUUUGGAUAGUGUAAUGGACUCUUAUGCUUAUACGCUCAACGGCCAGUUUGUUAGGUACACCACCCCGUUCAUAAAAAUGGGUCGCUCCUACAGACAGUGAGUCACGUGGCUUGUUAUAUAAAGCAGGCAGACGGGCAUCGCAGCAUUCAAUGAGAAAAACGACAUAAGAGACUUUGAGGUAUGAUAGUCAGUGCCAGGCGCGCCGGAUCCAGUAUCUCAGAAAUGUCCGCCCUCCUGGGCUUUUCACGCACCUCAGUGUCUAGGGUUUACUGAGAAUGGUGCGACAAACAAAAAACAUCCAGUCAGCGGUAGUCCUUUGGGCGAAAAAACUGCUUGUUGAUGAGGUCGAAGAAGAAUGGCAAGAAUCGUGUAAGCUAACAGGCCGGUCACAAACAGACAAAUAACAGUGUGUAGAACGGCAUCUCGGAACGCACAACUCAUCGAUCCUUGUCACGGAUGAGCUAUUACAGCAGACGACUACACCGGGUUCCACUGCUAUCGGCUAAAAACAAGAAGAAGUGGCUCCAGUGGGCACGCGAUCACCAACACUGGACAAUUGAGGAGUGGAAAAACAGCCUGGAAUAUGACUGAGUUCAGUUUAUUUGAGUGGCCUGUGCAGUCCCCAGACCUCAACCCAAUAGAGCAUUGUUGGGAUGAGAUGGAACGGGCUGUUCGCAGCAUGAAUGUCCCGCCGUCCAAUCUGCAGCAACUACGGAAUGCUAUCGCUUCAGCAUGGACCAACUUCCCUGUGGAACGUAUCUGACACCUUGUAAAAUGCCCCAAAGAUUUCAGGCUGUCCGGGAGGCAAAUGGGGGGUCAGACCCGGUACUAGAUGGGUGUACCUAAUAAACUGGCUGAGUGUAUAUAAAUAUAUCCAAAAUAAUAUUAUUUGGAGUGCUGUCAUCUCACACACCUAUAUCUAACUUCCUUUAUGUGUCUCAGUUCCACGGCAGGUCAGUGGAACCAGGUGUUUGUGCAGCCUGCCCCUGAGGAGGAGGUCCACAUCGGAGCAGACCAGGACCCCAGGGUAAGACAACACCACAUCAUUCACCACUGACUUCAAUUGUGAUUUGAACUGAUGAAUCAGAAUUUCCUGAUUUGAUGACAUUGCCCUCUAUCAAUACAUCAUUGCAAUUGAUUAGGGAUCAUCGAUAGAACAGCGCCGGAAGAAGAUGGCUGCCGUUUUACAGCCCUCUAACCAAUUGUACUAUUAUGUGUGUUUUUCCGCGUUAUUUGUAAUUUAUUUUGUACAUAAUGUUUCUGCCAUCGUCUCUUAUAACCAAAGAGAGCUUCUGGAUAUCAGGACAGCGAUUACUCACCUCGUAUUGGACGAAGACUUUUUCUUCAACGAGGCGUUCGCGAAGGAUAUUCUACAGACACCCAACAAGGCCCAGAUCCCCGUCAUUCGCGUGAGGAAGAGACGGAGAUAUCGUGGACGCAGAUCCGGGUGCCUUGUAAGGAUCCGACGGCGAACGAGUAAACUGCCUCUCCCAUCAAUCCUAUUAGCCAACGUUCAAGCUUUUGAGAAUAAAAUGGACGAUUUAAGAUUACGGUUAUCCUACCAACGGGACAUUAAAAACUGUAAUAUCUUAUGUUUCACGGAGUCGUGGCUGAACGACAACAAUGACAACAUUCAGCUAGCAGGCUAUACGCUACAUCGGCAGGACAGAACGGCAGACUCUGGUAAGACAAGGGGCGGCGGUCUGUGUAUAUUUGUAAACAACAGCUGGUGCACAAAAUCAAAUACUAAGGAAGUCUCAAGGUUUUGCUCGCCUGAGGUAGAGUAUCUUAUGAUAAGCUGUAGACCACACUAUUUACCAAGAGAGUUUUCAUCUAUAUUUUUCAUAGCUGUCUAUUUACCACCACAAACCAAUGCUGGCAUUAAGAUUGCACUGAAUGAGUUGUACAAGGCCAUUAAUCAACAGGAAAACGCUCAUCCAGAUGCAGCGCUCCUAGUAGCCGGGGACUUUAAUGCAGGGAAACUUAAAUCCGUUCUACCUCAUUUCUACCAGCAUGUUAAAUGUGCAACCAGAGGGGAAAAAACUCUAGACCGCCUUUACUCAACACACAGAGACGCAUACAAAGCUCUCCCUCGCCCUCCAUUUGGCAAAUCUGACCAUAACUCUAUCCUCCUGAUUCCUGCUUAUAAGCAAAAACAAGCAGGAAGCACCAGUGAUUCGGCUAAUAAAAAAGUGGUCAGAUGACGCAGAUGCUAAGCUACAGGACUGUUUUGCUAGCACAGACUGGAACAUGUUCCGGGAUUCUUCAGACAGCAUUGAGGAGUACACCACAUCAGUCACUGGCUUCAUCAAUAAGUGCAUCGAUGAUGUCGUCCCCACAGUGACCGUACGUACAUACCCCAACCAGAAGCCAUGGAUUACAGGAAACAUCCGCACUGAGCUAAAGGGUAGAGCUGCCGCUUUCAAGGAACGGGACUCUAACCCGGACGCUUAUAAGAAAUCCCGCUAUGACCUCCGACGAACCAUCAAACAGGCAAAGAGUCAAUACAGGUCUAAGAUUGAAUCAUACUACACUGGCUCUGACGCUCGUCGGAUGUGGCAGGGCUUGAAAACUAUUACAGACUACAAAGGGAAGCACAGCCGCGAGCUGCCCAGUGACACAAGCCUACCAGACGAGCUAAACCACUUCUAUGCUCGCUUCGAGGCAAGCAACACUGAAGCAUGCAUGAGAGCACCAGCUGUUCCGGACGACUGUGAUCACGCUCUCCGUAGCCGAUGUGAGUAAGACUUUUAAGCAGGUCAACAUUCACAAGGCCGCAGGGCCAGACGGAUUACCAGGACGUGUACUCCGAGCAUGUGCUGACCAACUGGCAAGUGUCUUCACUGACAUUUUCAACAUGUCCCUGACUGAGUCUGUAAUACCAACAUGUUUCAAGCAGACCACCAUAGUCCCCGUGCCCAAGAACUCUAAGAUAACCUGCCUAAAUGACUACCGACCCGUAGCACUGACGUCUGUAGCCAGGAAGUGCUUUGAAAGACUGGUCAUGGCUCACAUCAACAGCAUAAUCACAGAAACCCUAGACCCACUCCAAUUUGCAUACCGCCCCAACAGAUCCACAGAUGAUGCAAUCUCUAUCGCACUCCACACUGCCCUUUCCCACCUGGACAAGAGGAACACCUACGUGAGAAUGCUAUUCAUUGACUACAGCUCAGCAUUCAACACCAUAGUGCCCUCUAAGCUCAUCACUAAGCUAAGGAUCCUGGGACUAAACACCUCCCUCUGCAACUGGAUCCUGGACUUCCUGACGGGCCGCCCCCAGGUGGUAAGGGUAGGUAACAACACAUCUGCCACACUGAUCCUCAACACGGGGGCCCCUCAAGGGUGCGUGCUCAGUCCCCUCCUGUACUCUCUGUUCACCCAUGACUGCAUGGCCAGGCACGACUCCAACACCAUCAUUAAGUUUGCCGACGACACAACAGUGGUAGGCCUGAUCACCGACAACGAUGAGACAGCCUAUAGGGAGGAGGUCAGAGAUCUGGCCGUGUGGUGCCAGGACAACAACCUCUCCCUCAACGUGACCAGACAAAGGAGAUGAUUGUGGACUACAGGAAAAAAAAGAGGACUGAGCACGCCCCCAUUCUCAUCGACGGGGCUGUAGUGGAACAGGUUGAGAGCUUCAAGUUCCUUGGUGUCCACAUCACCAACAAACUAUCAUGGUCCAAACACACCAAGACAGUCGUGAAGAGGGCACGACAAAGCCUAUUCCCCCUCAGGAGACUAAAAAGAUUUGGCAUGGGUCCUCAGAUCCUCAAAAAAUUCUACAGCUGCACCAUCGAGAGCAUCCUGACUGGUUGCAUCACCGCCUGGUAUGGCAACUGCUUGGCCUCUGACCGCAAGGCACUACAGAGGGUAGUGCGUACGGCCCAGUACAUCACUGGGGCAAAGCUCCCUGCCAUCCAGGACCUCUAUACCAGGCGGUGUCAGAGGAAGGCCCUCAAAAUUGUCAAAGACUCCAGCCACCCUAGUCAUAGACUGUUCUCUCUGCUACCGCACGGCAAGCGGUACCGGAGUGCCAAGUCUAGGUCCAAAAGACUUCUCAACAGCUUCUACCCCCAAGCCAUAAGACUCCUGAACAGCUAAUCAUGGCUACCCGGACUAUUUGCACUGCCCCCCCACCCCAUCCUUUUUACGCUGCUGCUACUCUGUUAAGUAUUUAUGCAUAGUCACUUUAACUCUACCCACAUGUACAUAUUACCUCAACUACCUCAACUAGCCGGUGCCCCCGCACAUUGACUGCAACGGUACCCCCCUGUAUAUAUAGCCUCCCUACUGUCACUUUAUUUUACUGUAUAUAUAGCCUCCCUACUGUCACUUUAUUUUACUUCUGCUCUUUUUUUCUCAACACUUUUUUGUUGUUUUAUUCUUACUUUUUUGUUUAAAAUAAAUGCACUGUUGGUUAAGGGCUGUAAGUAAGCAUUUCACUGUAAUGUCUGCACCUGUUGUAUUCGGCGCAUGUGACCAAUAAAAUUUGAUUUGAUUUGGGAUGUAUGGAUUCACCGAUACGCAUUGGUCCCCGGUUCAAAUGUUUAAGAUAUGAGUGCAUCUGUCUGUGGGACUCCAAACCGAUCCAAAUGUAGCAUGCAUUGGUCAGAAAAUCGAUUAAAACGUUACGUAUUGCCAGUUCAAUUAAAUUUUUUUCUCAUACUACUUUUUUCUACCUUCUGAAAAUACCUUUCACAACUGGUGCGUCCUCUCCUUCAGUGUCGAGUUAAGCAUGUAACUGCAUUAACGGUCAUUGAUCUACAAGUAAAUUUGCAUGCCGAACAACCCCAGGCAAUAUCAGUAUCCUAGUCAAUCUGCGCCCUGCGCAGCUUCACACGCUGACCAAAGACAUCUUUUCCUGAUCUUGCAUAUCUGCACGGCACCUUCAGCAUUCAAAUGCUGGUAAAAUGGCUUGCGUAAUAUUAGGCAUUAUUAGUUUAGGGACAACCAAUCUAAUUUGCUAGGUUAUUGUUAUCAGAUGCACUGUUUUACCGGAACAAAAGUAAGCUACUGGAGACAACUGCUGAUCCGUGCUUACAUUGUAUUUUAUUUUGAUUGUUCAGGUUCACUAUCAGCAAUAGUUAGUGUUUUUUGCUUUAGGAGGAAGCGGUGCCACUGGCCGCCCCACCACGAUAUUGUUUUUGUUGCCGAGUUGAGGAGCGUUGCGCAGCGUGGCAAAAAAAGAAUACCGUACAUAUUGUGCUCUUGUAUCGCACGUGCAAUGAUGUCUGACGGGAGAAAACUGUUUGUUUGCAGUAACUUCUUUGUUGUAAUAUCGCAAAUGGAUAUGGAUUCCAGCUUUAAACAAUCAGUCUAUAUGUAAAUUUUUUUGAUGUACAGGGGAAAGUUGAUAACAAGAACAGCAAUCACUUUCGUGAGCCGCACUGCAUAGCCGACGUGGGAGAAGAAGCUCACUCCCUUAACUUCCAAACGUUGAAAACCAUUUGGAUUUUGAGACUGGGGUUAAUUCAAAGUUGUGCAAUAUAUUCAUUGGCUAUGUCAUAGUUCAGUUUUAAAGAUGGAUAUUGAGACAAUACUAGCUCAAACACUUAUAAUCUGCAAACAUGACAAGUUAAUCAAUGAGACAUUGCCCCAUCCCCAUCUGAUAGUGUGGUGGUCUCCCUUAUGGCUCAGCUCGGGUGACUACAUACACCAUAGACGUGUACAUAAUUGACACAAAUGCACACAGAGGAAGAGAAGUCAGUUCAGAGAGGCCCAGCUCAUGAGCUCCAUCAGCAACAGAUUUUAAUUUAGAAGGGGAAAUUAAUGUGUUUAUGCAAUAAAUGUAAGUGCAUCGUAUAGCAGCGAACUGAAUCGCAUUGAUUCGAUCCUCUAAUCAAACCGAAUAGCACAGAAUCGUUUCAAACUAAAGCGUGUCGUAUCGGAGCCCAUGUUUCUAGAUACGAAUCGAGUCAUCUUGAAAGGGAAAGAUCCACAUCCCCACAAUUUGAUCUAUCUCCAAAACAAGUAUCCUCUUUUUCCAUAUUGUCACUAUUGGGCCUCGCCACGUAAGAAAAACGGUACAUUUUAUAAUCAAGCUAAUUUGUCAUCUCUCGCGUUAUGACAGGAGACCUACCUGGACAUGCUCUUCUCCCCCCUGAGAUUCACUGCCUCUGCUAUAGUCAAAGCCUUACAGAUUUACAGGAGAGGCACCGAGCGAAUUGCUGACAUCCCCUGGGAGACCCUCAAGAAAGAAGUGACAAUUGCUGUGGAGAAUGAGGUAAUUUAUUCUCACUCUCUCCCUUUUUUCAUCCCUUCUACUGACUUUUCUAUCGACCGGUUUCUGCUGUGUUUCCAAUAUGUAGUCCUCUCUCUCCCCCGGUGUAGCUGCAGAGCAGUGUGACUGAGUUUGAGUUUAGCCAGGAAGAGUACAGGCAGCUGCAAGUGGAGUUCUGGUCCAAAUUCUACGCCUGCUGUCUGCAGUACCAGGAGGCUCUGGCCACUCCGCUCGGCCUGCUGCUCAACCCACACACACACAUGGUCUGUGUGCUCAAGAAGGUAUGGGAAGGAGAGGCUCUCUUAUACCUGUCUUGUUUAUUUGAUGUUUUCUGCAUAGUUUCUUCAGGACCAUAUAUUCCAAAAGGUACUAAGGGGACCCAUUUUCUAUUAAAAGUAUUUUUCUGGAUUUUCGUCAAUCAGUGAUUGACUGUGUGUUUAUUGAAGGGCUUUGUGUCAUUCCUGCUGCCCUGCUUUGCUGUGGACCACCUGUACCUGUCCUUUGAUGAGUACCUGUUCUCAGAGGAGGAGACGCCUGUCACUGAAGGUAAAGACCUUUCUCCAAACCCUUUUCCUGUCUACUACUGAGCCAUCUUUUUGUACUGCGGUGACGGGUCAGUUUUUUUAUGUGAUACAGUUGUGAUGAUUUGACUGUUAUGUGCAGAAAUAGUGCCGUGAUUGGUCAAAUUUGUAAGCCCUUGCAUUAUGCAGUAUCGCGGUGGGACUGACUGGUUCUCUCAUGCCUCUGUCUACUAGUUCUUUAUGUAUAGACCUAGUAGCCAUUUUAGAUCCAGAGGGCUCUUUACCCACUUGACUCACCGGGUAUCUUUUUGUCAACUGUAUUCAAAGUAGCCAUUCUGGCUUAAAGUACCAAGUUGGUUUUGUUUCUUGUAAGGUAGACAUUUUGGUUCUGUAACACCUCCCUAGACUCAUCCUUUCCCCAUUUGUUUGGUUAUGUCUGCAAUUUUGGCUCUUCAGGGCUCCCCACUGACCCCAGUUUCCCUUUUACGAUGUUUCCCUAUGGCCAGACCCUGAAGUUGGUCGUGACGUGCUGCAGCUGGUGCAGUGUCUGAGGUUGGUGAGUGACGCGGUGCCGGGGGACAUGGCCUAUGAGAUGGAGAAGGCCCUGGAACAUUUACAGUCACCUGAGAGGGCUGCAGAGAUGGUGCUGGAGAACCUACUGGCCAAUGACAAGUCAGUACUACACACAAACACACAGUUUACUUUUUGAAAAUGCCUAUGUACCGUCUAUGGAAGUAAAUUGAAAGUCAAUUAAUGAAUUGAGAAAUUCUCAUUGAAAAAUAAUGGCCAAACUUCAAUUCUCAAUAAUAGAAUUUCAACCAACAAGCCUUCUUGACCUCCUAUGGGUCAUACACAUUUAGGCAUUGCUGUGUUAUGUGGUGUUGUGUGACUGACCGUUAUGCAUUUUUCAUUCCCAUCGUAGUGAGAAUGUGAUCGAGGACAUCCAGAACAAGCUGCAGGACAUCCGUAACCCGGUGUCGGCCAUGGCUGUACUGAUCAGAGAGAUGGACCUGGAGACUGACUCGGAGCCAGGAGGAGAGGGACCUCACACCACAGGUAAGACCUAGAUCAUAUUAUACCUACCACGCUAUACCAAUGUUAAUAUCUCAACACAGAUUAUCCCUACAUAAUGCUAAAUGAUGAUUGUUUUAUCCACCCUUACAUUUUAGGGUCUAUUGUUAUUUGAGUAGAAACUUAAACUGAGUGCUGUUUGAGCUGUCUGUGUUCAAACUGCGGUCGGACAUACUUCUAAAUGAAAAUCAUCGGACUGGUUCAAGUGUAAACUGAUGUGUGUUUUUACCUGUGUCUGGCUUGUGUGUCCCCCAGCAGGCCUGUCGGUGCGUAUCAGUCUGUCCCAGCUGUAUGGCAGCAGUGUGGCGGUGGCUGUAAUCUGUCAGGCCGUCUGCCAGAUGGCCAUGACCAGAGCCCUGUUCUGUAGGGACCUGCUCAUACUGCAGCAGCUCUACCUACGCCUCGGAGACAAUGUACGUAUACACACACUGCACAAUCAUACAUACUGCAGCAUGUAAACACGUGUUACAGUAUUUCUUGACAUUUGGACACAUACCAUAACCACUUUCAGCCGUUCACAUCUCCAGCUACUCCUUUGACUUAAAACGUGUGUUUGUCUCUUUGCAUGCAUCUCUGGGUGUGUGUGUGUGUUUUCCAGGUGUUCCUGGCUGGUGGGAAUCAGCUGCUCCAGUUACAACAGGACCUGAUCCCCCGCUCCUCUCACCUGCUCUCCUCCUACUAUCUCCUCAAACACAUCAGUCAGAGCCUGGCCACGGCCGUGCCCCUCGACAUCAUGUACGUACACACACACACACACACACACACAUGCUAUACAGAUACUACAGUCAGCUUAUAUGAGGGCCAAAUUGUAGUUUCGGAUUCCUCGUAGAAAAUCAAGUAACAUUUUAGUUUCCUUCUCCAGAGAUGCCAACCUGCAGCACCUGUCAGUCUUGGAGCUGUCUGAUUCUCCAGCCCUGGCCAGCAACAGAUCAGGUGUGUUUGAGGGGAUCACAGCAAGGCACAAAAUUCACUAAUCUUGAUCGCAUAAUGUGUAGUUAUUAGAAGUCUGACUGCAACGUAGUCGAUCUCAAACAUGGACUAAAUCCUUUCCACCUCCCCCAUUAGUGUUGAGCCCUCAGACGGUGGUGGAGCUGUUCUACCAGAGCGUAGCACGGAAGGCCAUCAUCACCCAGAUCUACUCCCAGCAGCAGAGCACGGCCCCACUCCACUGGCCCCAAAUGGUCUCCAGUGUGGUCACCCUGCUGGCUCAGCAACUGUAUCCUCACACGCACCGAUACGCUAAGCUAGCUCUAGAGUCAAUAUAUGCUUUAGGCAAAGCUAUUCUUUUUUUUUCUUAAUUCUUUUUUUGGGGGGUAGAUCAGCUUUAAUACUGCAGAUUGUAAGUUCCAUCAAUGUAAUUGUCUGCAUCACUUCCAAUCCCCCAUAUGUUUUUUUUCUCAUAUAUAUAUCCUUUAUAAAAUUGGAGUAAACUAGUGAACAACAACGCUUAGGCCUCUACUUCCAGCUUAUAAACUCAGCAAAAAAAGAAACGUCCUGUCACUGUCAACUGCGUUUUAUUUUAAGCAAACUUAACGUGUAAAUAUUUGUAUGAACAUAAGAUUCAACAACUGAGACAUAAACUGAACAAGUUUCACAGACGUGAUUAACAGAAAUUGAAUAAUAUGUCCCUGAACAAAGGGGGUGGUCAAAAUCCAAAGUAACAGUCAGUAUCUGGUGUGGCCACCAGCUGCAUUAAGUACUGCAGUGCAUCUCCUCCUCAUGGACUGCACCAGAUUUGCCAGUUCUUGCUGUGAGAUGUUACCCCACUCUUCCACCAAGGCACCUGCAAGUUCCCGGACAUUUCUGGGGGGAAUGGCCCUAGCCCUCACCCUCCGAUCCAACAGGUCCCAGAUGUGCUCAAUGGGAUUGAGAUCCGGGUUCUUCGCUGGCCAUGGCAGAACACUGACAUUCCUGUCUUGCAGGAAAUCAUGCACAGAACGAGCAGUACGGCUGGUGGCAUUGUCAUGCUGGAGGGUCAUGUCAGGAUGAGCAUGCAGGAAGGGUACCACAUGAGGGAGGAGGAUGUCUUCCCUGUAACGCACAGCGUUGAGAUUGCCUGCAACGACAACAAGCUCAGUCCGAUGAUGCUGUGACACCGCCCCGGACCAUGACGGACCAUCCGCCUCCAAAUCGAUCCCGCUCCAGAGUACAGGCCUCGGUGUAACGCUCAUUCCUUCGACGAUAAACGCGAAUCCGACCAUUACCCCUGAUGAGACAAACCCGUGACUUGUCAGUGAAGAGCACUUUUUGCCAGUCCUGUCUGGUCCAGCAACGGUGGGUUUGUGCCCAUAGGCUACAAGCCCUCAGUCCAGCCUCUCUCAGCCUAUUGCGGACAGUCUGAGCUCUGAUGGAGGGAUUGUGCGUUCCUGGUGUAACUCGGGCAGUUGUUGUUGGUAUCCUGUACCUGUCCUGCAGGUGUGAUGUUCGGAUGUACCGAUCCUGUGCAGGUGUUGUUACACGUGGUCUGCCACUGCGAGGACGAUCAGCUGUCCGUCCUGUCUCCCUGUAGGGCUGUCUUAGGCGUCUCACAGUACGGACAUUGCAAUUUAUUGCCCUGGCCACAUCUGCAGUCCUCAUGCCUCCUUUCAGCAUGCCUAAGGCACGUUCACGCAGGGACCCUGGGCAUCUUUCUUUUGGUGUUUUUCAGAGUCAGUAGAAAGGCCUCUUUUAGUGUCCUAAGGUUUCAUAACUGUGACCUUAAUUGCCUACCGUCUGUAAGCUGUUAGUGUCUUAACGACCGUUCCACAGGUGCAUGUUCAUUAAUUGUUUAUGGUUCAUUGAACAAGCCUGGGAAACAGUGUUUAAAUCCUUUACAAUGAAGAUCUGUGAAGUUAUUUGGAUUUUUACAAAUUAUCUUUGAAAGACAUGGUCCUGAAAAAGAGACGUUUCUUUUUUUGCUGAGUUUACAUACUAUAUACAUUUUAUGGACACAGUCAAUUUUACAAUAAUUAUAUUUUGUUUGUUUUCACUCCUGAACUUCCUCUACCCUCAACCUCUCUGAUCAUUUUCAUGAUGUCCAUCCAGUUUGCUUCUAUAUGCCAUAUCUUUCUAACUGUUUCACACAAGAUCUCAACCUAUAUACUUAUUAUGGACACGGUAUGCUUUACAUUAGUUAUCUUGUUGUUAUUAGUCCCAUCCUUCAGCUCCAUUCAACACCUCCCAUCUAUCUCUUAACACCAUCCAUAUUGGAUUUCUAUUUGCCAUAUAUUUUAACUGUACUGUGAUGUUUCACAAAAGUUCUGAACCCUUCUAUUCUCAUUGCUAUUUUUAUCCUCAAAAACAGCUGAGCUAGACCAGAGUUGAUAUGCUUUGUGCUAGGUUUUUCUUAUAUUUCACAGGCAUUAGCAUACGCUAGGCAAGUUUUGACUAACCUUUAUGAGUUGCAGUGAGGUGUACUGUAGAGUGCCUUCGGAAAGUAUUCAGACCCCUUUCCACAUUUUGUUACGUUACAGCCUUAUUCUAAAAUUGAUUAAAUGUUUUUUUUCUUCAUCUACACACAAUACCCCAUAAUGACAAAGCAAAAACAGGUUAAAAAAAAGAUAUACACACACAGUGAGGGGGAAAAAGUAUUUGAUCCCCUGCUGAUUUUGUACGUUUGCCCACUGACAAAGAAAUGAUCAGUGUAUCAUUUUAAUGGUAGGUUUAUUUGAACAGUGAGAGACAGAAUAACAACAAAAAAAUCCAGAAAAACGCAUGUCAAAAAUGUUAUAAAUUUGAAAUGCAUUUUAAUGAGGGAAAUAAGUAUUUGACACCUCUGCAAAACAUGACUUAGUACUUGGUGGCAAAACCCUUGUUGGCAAUCAGAGGUCAGACGUUUCUUGUAGUUGGCCACCAGGUUUGCACACAUCUCAGGAGGGAUUUUGUUCCACUCCUCUUUGCAGAUCUUCUCCAAGUCAUUAAGGUUUCGAGGCUGACGUUUGGCAACUCGAACCUUCAUCUCCCUCCACAGAUUUUCUAUGGGAUUAAGGUCUGGAGACUGGCUAGGCCACUCCAGGACCUUAAUGUGCUUCUUCUUGAGCCACUCCUUUGUUGCCUUGGCUGUGUGUUUUGGGUCAUUGUCAUGCUGGAAUACUCAUCCACGACCCAUUUUCAAUGCCCUGGCUGAUGGAAGGAGGUUCUCACCCAAGAUUUGACGGUACAUGGCGCCGUCCAUCGUCCCUUUGAUGCGGUGAAGUUGUCCUGUCCCCUUAGCAGAAAAACACCCCCAAAGCAUAAUGUUUCCAUCUCAAUGUUUGACGGUGGGGAUGGUGUUCUUGGGAUCAUAGGCAGCAUUCCUCCUCCAAACACGGCGAGUUGAGUUGAUGCCAAAGAGCUUGGUUUUGGUCUCAUCUGACCACUACACUUUCACCCAGUUCUCCUCUGAAUCAUUCAGAUGUUCAUUGGCAAACUUCAGACGAGCAUGUACAGUGGGGAUAAAAAGUAUUUAGUCAGCCACCAAUUGUGCAAGUUCUCCCACUUAAAAAGAUGAGAGGCCUGUAAUUUUCAUCAUAGGUACACGUCAACUAUGACAGACAAAUUGAGAAAAAGAAAUCCAGAAAAUCACAUUGUAGGAUUUUUAAUGAAUUUAUUUGCAAAUUAUGGUGGAAAAUAAGUAUUUGGUCACCUACAAACAAGCAAGAUUUCUGGCUCUCACAGACCUGUAACUUAUUUUUUAAGAGGCUCCUCUGUCCUCCACUCAUUACCUGUAUUAAUGGCACAUGUUUGAACUUGUUAUCAGUAUAAAAGACACCUGUCCACAACCUCAAACAGUCACACUCCAAACUCUACUAUGGCCAAGACCAAAGAGCUGUCAAAUGACACCAGAAACAAAAUUGUAGACCUGCACCAGGCUGGGAAGACUGAAUCUGCAAUAGGUAAGCAGCUUGGUUUGAAGAAAUCAACUGUGGGAGCAAUUAUUAAGAAAUGGAAGACAUACAAGACCACUGAUAAUCUCCCUCGAUCUGGGGCUCCACGCAAGAUCUUACCCCGUGGGGUCAAAAUUAUCACAAGAACGGUGAGCAAAAAUCCCAGAACCACACGGGGGGACCUAGUGAAUGACCUGCAGAGAGCUGGGACCAAAGUAACAAAGCCUACCAUCAGUAACACACUACGCCGCCAGGGACUCAAAUCCUGCAUUGCCAGAUGUGUCCCCCUGCUUAAGCCAGUACAUGUCCAGGCCCGUCUGAAGAGUGCAUUUGGAUGAUCUAGAAGAGGAUUGGGAGAAUGUCAUGGUCAGAUGAAACCAAAAUAGAACUUUUUGAUAAAAACUCAACUCGUCGUGUUUGGAGGACAAAGAAUGCUGAGUUGCAUCCAAAGAACACCAUACCUACUGUGAAGCCUGGGGGUGGAAACAACAUGCUUUGGGGCUGUUUUUCUGCAAAGGGACCAGGACAACUGAUCCGUGUAAAGGAAAGAAUGAAUUGGGCCAUGUAUCGUGAGAUUUUGAGUGAAAACCUCCUUCCAUCAGCAAGGGCAUUGAAGAUGAAACGUGGCUGGGUCUUUCAGCAUGACAAUGAUCCCAAACACACCUCCCGGGCAACGAAGGAGUGGCUUCGUAAGAAGCAUUUCAAGGUCCUGGAGUGGCCUAGCCAGUCUCCAGAUCUCAACACCAUUAAAUCUUUGCAGGGAGUUGAAAGUCUGUGUUGCCCAGCGACAGCCCCAAAACAUCACUGCUCUAGAGGAGAUCUGCAUGGAGGAAUAGGCCAAAAUACCAGCAACAGUGUGUGAAAACCUUGUGAAAACGUUUGACCUGUGUCAUUGCCAACAAAGGGUAUAUAACAAAGUAUUGAGAAACUUUUGUUAUUGACCAAAUACUUAUUUUCCACCAUAAUUUGCAAAUAAAUUCAUUAAAAAUCCUACAAUGUGAUUUUCUGGAAUUUUUUUUCUCAUUUUGUCUGUCAUAGUUGACGUGUACCUAUGAUGAAAAUUACAGGCCUCUCUCAUCUUUUUAAGUGGGAGAACUUGCACAAUUGGUGGCUGACUAAAUACUUUUUUUCCCCACUGUAUAUGUGCUUUCUUGAGCAGGGGGACAUUGCGUUCUCAUGAUCAUUGCAACUCCACGAGGUGAGAUCUUGCAUGGAGCCCCAGGCCGAGGGAGAUUGACAGUUCUUUUGUAUUUCUUCCAUUUGCGAAUAAUCGCACCAACUGUUGUCACCUUCUCACCAAGCUGCUUGGCGAUGGUCUUGUAGCCCAUUCCAGCCUUGUGUAGGUCUACAAUCUUGUCCCUGACAUCCUUGGAGAGCUCUUUGGUCUUGGCCAUGGUGGAGAGUUUGGAAUCUGAUUGCUUCUGGACAGGUGUCUUUUAUACAGGGGUGUGCUCCUCACUGUGUGUGUGUGUGUGUGUGUGUGUGUGUGUAUAUAUAUAUAUAUAUAUAUAUAUCUCAAUUGUACGUAAGUAUUCAGACCCUUUACUCAGUACUUUGUUGAAGCACCUUUGGCAGCGAUUUACAGCAUUGUCUUCUUGGGUAUGACGCUACAAGUUUGGCACACCUGUAUUUGGGAAGUUUCUCCCAUUAUUCUUUGCAGAUCCUCUCAAGCUCUGUCAGGUUGGAUGGGGAGUGUUGCUGCACAGCUAUUUUCAGGUCUCUCCAGAGAUGUUUUUUUUGGGUUCAAGUCCAGGCUCUGGCUGGGCCACUCAAGGACAUUCAGAGACUUGUCCCAAAGCCACUCCUGCGUUGUCUUGGCUGUGUUCUUCUGUUGUUGUUGUCCUGUUGGAAGGUGAACAUUCACCACAGUCUGGGUUCCUGAGCACUCUGGAGCAGGUUUUCAUCAAGGAUCGCUCUACUGUUCUCCGUUCAUCUUUGCCUCGAUCCUGACUAGUUUCCCAGUCCCUGCCGUUGAAAAACAUCCUCACAGCAUGAUGCUGCCACCAUGCUUCACCGUAGGGAUGGUGCCAGGUUUCCUCCAGACGUGACGCUUGGCAUUCAGGCUAAAGAGUUCAAUCUUGGUUUCAUCAGACCAGAGAAUAUGGUCUGAGAGUCUUUAGGUGCCUUUCGGCAAACUCCAAGCGGGCUGUCAUGUGCCUUACUGAGGAGUGGCUUCCAUCUGGCCACUAUUAUAAAGGCCUGAUUGGUGUAGUGCUGCAGAGAUGGUUGUCCUUCUGGAAGGUUCUCCCAUCUCCACAGAGGAACUCUAGAGCUCUGUCAGAGUGACCAUCGGGUUCUUGGUCACCUCAGUGACCAAUAACCUUCUUCCCCGAUUGCUCAGUUUGGCCAAGCGGUGGUUCCAAACUUCUUCCAUUUAAGCAUGAUGGAGGCCACUGUGUUCUUGGGGACCUUCAAUGAUGCAGACAUUUUUUGGUACCCUUCCCCAGAUCUGUGCCUCGACGCAAUCCUGUCCCCUGAGCUCUUCGGACAAUUUCUUCGACCUCAUGGCUUGGUUUUUGCUCUGACAUGCACUGUCAACUGUGGGACCUUAUCUAGACAGGUGUGUGUGCCUUUCCAAAUCAUGUCCAAUCAAUUGAAUUUACCACAGAUGAACUCCAAGUUGUAGAAACAUCUCAAGGAUGAUCUAUGGAAACCGGAUGCACUUGAGCUCAAUUUCGAGUCUCAUAGCAAAGGGUCUGACUACUUAUGUGAAUAAGGUAUUUGUGAUUAUUUUUUUUGGCUGAAUAAAUUUGCAAACAUGUAUAAAAAAUGUUUUCACUUUGUAUAAAAAAUGUUUUCACUUUGUCAUUAUGGGGUAUUAUGUGUAGAUUGCAAAAAUGUGUAUAUAUAUAUAUUAAUACAUUUUAGAAUAAGGCUGUAACAAAAUGUGGAAAAAGUCAACUGGUCUGAAUACUUUCCGAAGGCACUGUAUAUUAUGGAAAAAGUUGUCCCUCAACACUAUCUCUCUAGUUGGCCUAACAAUCCAGGCUUCCAGUUCCCUGAAUGUCUGAUGGGCAACUGCCAGUACACACAACUACAGGUGAGACACUUCCCACAGACUCAGCGACCCUCUCACAUAAUAUACUGAACAAAAACAUAAAUGCAAAAUGCAACUAUUUCAAAGGUUUUACAGUUCAUAUAAGGAUAUCAGUCAAUUAAAAUAAAUAAAUUAGGCCCAAAUCUAUGGAUUUCACUGGGAAUACAGAUAUGCAUCUGUUGUGACCACCAUUUGCCCCAUGCAGUGUGACACAUCUCCUUCGCGUAGUUGAUCAGGCUGUUAAUUGUGGAAUGUUGUCCCACUCCUCUUCAAUGGCUGUGCGAAGUUGCUGGAUAUUGGCGGCUACUUGAACACGCUGUCGUUCACAUUGCUCCAGAGCAUCCCAAACUGCCCAAUGGGUGACAUGUCUAGUGAGUAUGCAGGCAAUGGAAGAACAGUGACAUUUUCUGUUUCCCCACACGACGCCAUACGUUGUCUGCCAUCUGCCCGGUACUGUUGAAAACGGGAUUCAUCCGGGAAUAGCACACUGCCAGUGGCCAUCGAAAGUGCGCAUUUGCCCACUGAAGUAAUUUUAGACGCAGAACUGCAGUCCGGUCAUGACCCUGUUGAGGACGACGAGCACGCAGAUGAGCUUCCUUUAGUUGGUUUCUGAAAGUUUGUGCAGAAAUUAUUCGGUUGUGCAAACCCACAGUUUCAUCAGCUGUCCGGGUGGCUGGUCUCAGAUGAUCCCGCAGGUGAAGAAACCGGAUGUGGAGGUCCUGGGCUGGCGUGGUUACACGUGGUCUGCGGUUGUGAGGCCGGUUGGACUUACUGCCAAAUUCUCUAAAACUAUGUUGGAGGCGGCUUAUGGUAGAGAAAUUAACAUUCAAUUAUUUGGCGAAAGCUCUGGUGCACAUUCCUGCAGUCAGAAUGCCAGUUGCAUGCUCCCUCAACUUGAGACAUCUGUGGCAUUGUGUUGUGUGACACAACUGCACAUUUUAGUUGGCCUUUUAUUGUCCCCAACACAAGGUGCACCUGUGUAAUGAUCAUGCUAUUUAAUCAGCUUCUUGAUAUGCCACACCUGUUAGGUGGAUGGAUUAUGGCAAAGGAGAAAUGCACACUAACAGGGAUGUAAACACAUUUCUGUUAUCUCUUAUUUCAGCUCAUGAAACAUGGAACCAACACAUACAUGUUGCGGUUAUAUUUUUGUUAAGUGUAGUUAUGUAUGUUAGGUUGUCGUUUUUUCCCCCGACUGCCAGUUUCCCAAUUCGAACAAUAAAGAUGUACAGUACCAAUCAAAAGUUUGGACACACCUACUCAUUCAAGGGUUUUUCUUUAUUUUUACUAUUUUCUACAUUGUAGAAUAAUAGUGAAGACAUCAAAACUAUGAAAUAAUACAUAUGGAAUAAUGUGGUAACCAAAAAGGUGUUAAACAAAUCGAUGUUUUAUAUUUGAGAUUUUUCAAAGUAGCCACCCUUUGCCUUGAUGACAGCUUUGCAGACUUUGGCAUUCUCUCAACCAGCUUCACCUGGAAUGCUUUUCCAACAGUCUUGAAGGAGUUCCCACAUAUGCUGAGCAUUUGUUGGCUGCUUUUCCUUCACUCUGUGGUCCAACUCAUCCCAAACUAUCUGAAUUGGGUUGAGGUCGGGUGAUUGUGGAGGCCUUGUCAUCUGACGCAGCACUCCAUCACACUCCUUCUUGGUCAAAUAGCCCUUACACAGCCUGGAGGUGUGUUGGGUCAUUUGUCCUGUUGAAAAACAAAUGAUAGUCCCACUAAGCACAAACCAGAUGGGAUGGCGUAUCGCUGCAGAAUGCUGUGGUAUCCAUGCUGGUUAUGUGUGCCUUGAAUUCUAAAUAAAUCACAGACAGUAUCACCAGCAAAGCACCAUCACACCACCUCCAUGCUUCACGGUGGGAACCACACAUGCAGAGAUCAUCCAUUCACCUACUCUGCAUCUCACCACUUCUUCUUAUUGGUGUCCUUUUAGUAGUGGUUUCUUUGCAGCAUUUCGACUGAAGGCCUGAUUUCACGCAGCCUCCUCUGAACAGUUGAUGUUGAGAUGUGUUUGUUACUUGAACUCUGAAGCAUUUAUUUGGGCUGCAAUUUCUGAGGCUGGUAACUAAUUAACUUUUUCUCUGCAGCAGAGGUAACUCUGGGUCUUCCUAUCCUGUGGUGGUCCUCAUGAGAGCCAGUUUCAUCAUAGCACUUGAUGGUUUUUGCAACUGCACUUGAAGAAACUUUCAAAGUUCUUAAUUUUCCGUAUUGACUGACCUUCAUGUCUUAAAGUAAUGAUGGACUGUCGUUUCUCUUUGCUUAUUUGAGCUGUUCUUGCCAUAAUAUGGACUUGGGCUUUUACCAAAUAGGGCCAUCUUCUGUAUACCCCCCCUACCUUGUCACAAAACAACUGAUUGGCUCAAACGCAUUAAGAAGGAAAGAGAUUCCACAAACUAACUUUUAACAAGGCACACCUGUUAAUUGUGUCGUGAUGUGACUUUAACAUUCAUCUGAAGACUUAUCUCUAACUAUGUUUAAUUGUUACCCAAUUUAAAUUAAUCAUGUAACAAUUAACUCAUUAGGAUCUGGGGCACCACGAGAGCAGUUCUUUAAAGAGUUACCAUCUCCCGACUUAACAGGUCUUUAGCUAUCACAUCUAUAAACAGUAAAUGUAUUAAUCAUAACUUCGUAUCAUAUCAUUCUGAACGUCGCAACCUCCUUGCAUCCGCAAACCCGAGCCUAACUUAUGAUUCAGUACUACACAUUGGUUUAUUUAUUUACUAGCUAAUUAAAUGGGAACACAGGAUAAACAUACACACACACACUGCACCGGUUAUUGACUGGAGAAAACAGGUCCCUAGCGGAAUGACAACAUACCUUGUUGUUAAAAAGAGGAGAUGGAGAGGAAGAAAGAGCGGGACAGAGACACUUAACCUCGAUACAUUCAGAAACUACUCUCACCUACAGUAAUUACAUACUUGGCACACGAACCGCCGCCCGCUUUGAGUAAGAAAUCAUGAAUGUAUUUACGUGAAAUGUCUUAGUUCGCCGGGGAUCUCUCGGUGAUUCGGGCCACCCAGGAAAGGGAAUUGGGCCUUCUCGCGGCACGCUUGUAAGGCUUUGUUUGUCCAACCAGUUUCUAACAAGUCUGCUCCUGUUGUUCUCUUCGUAGUUGUCCGGUCUCCGAUGACUUGUCGUGUAGUCCUGAACAGAACUACAGAGAUUAUUUUCCUUGCUUCUUUGAAGAUAGGCUAGCCAGCUGCAUCGAUGAUUCCCAGUGACCUUUCCUCACGUUUGAUAUUAAAAAUAUUGUACCAGUAUUCGCUUUAGAACGUGUUAGCGUUUCGGUGGGAGAAGUCUGUGGAAACAAAGGCACAUUCCUCUGGUAAACAUUGGAGAGGGAGACCUGAAUCUUCACUCCUUCAUUUACAACCGGGCGUGAGGUGUCAACCCCCCACCAGUUCCCUCCUCCCCCCCCCUCCACGGGUGAGAGGGUCUGGUUGAAGUUAUUCAUUGCAAACCUUAUCUGACCUAUUUGGAUCCUUACUGGAUAGUCAUGACAAUUUAAAUGCAUUCCAGGUGACUACCUAGUGAAGCUGGUUGAGAGAAUGCCAAGAGUGUGCAAAGCUGUCAUCAACGCAAAGGGGUGGCUACUUUGAAGAAUCUCAAAUAUAAAAUAUAUUUUGAUUAGUUUAACACUUUUUUUUUUUUUUUUUUUUUUUUUUUCUUUUUUUUUUGGUGGUUACUACAUGAUUCCGUAUGUGUUAGUUCAUAGUUUUGAUGUCUUUUAUUCUACAAUGUAGAAACUAGUAAAAAUAAAGAAAAACCCUAGAAUGAAUAGGUGUGUCCAAACUUUUGACUGGACUGAAUGCAUUGAUUGAAUCUCAAAGCAGAUUUAACCUCUACGGGAUCGGUGUCCCGUAUUCGGGACGGUUGAGCUAAUGUGAUUAGCAUGACUGUUGUAAGUUACAGCAAACUUUCCAGGACAUAGACAUGUCUAAUAUGGGCAGAAAGCUUAAAUUCUUGUUAAUCUAACUGUGCUGUCCAAUUUACUGUAGCUAUUACAGUGAAAAAAGACAAUGCUAUUGUUUGAGGAGAGUGCACAACAACAAACUUAUCACGGCAACUGGUUUGAUACAUUCACCUCUGAAGGUAAAUAAUGUACUUACAUUCAGUAAUCUUGCUCUGUUUUGUCAUCCUAAGGGUCCCAGAGAUAAAAUAUAGCAUAGUUUUGUUUGAUAAAAUCAAUGUUUAUAUUCAAAUGAAGGAACUUGGUUCUACAGAUUGAACCCCUGCUGUCUGUCUCCACACCCACCCUGCCCGGCCAUCUAGAUGUGUGAAAGUUAGUGUAAAGCUAAUGAUCAUGUAUGACAUUCCUGGGAGUGUGUAGACUUACCUUUUGUAUUACCGUUUUUGUAUGUUCUCUAUAGUUAUGUACUUGAAAAUGUAUCAAUUGACCAAUUCGGCACAUUUGGGCAGACUUGAUACAAAAUAGUCCAGUAUUGCAAUGCUUCACUGGAUCAAACUGAAACUUUGCACAGACACUGCUGCCAUCUAGUGGGCAACAUCUAAACUGCAAUAUUAUAUUGUGGCAUUUCUCUUGCAUUUCAAAGAUGAUGGAACAAAAAAAAAACAUGUUUUUUGGUUUGUAUUAUCUUUUACCAGAUCUAAUGUGUUAUUCUCCUACAUUUCAUUUCACAUUUCCACAAACUUCCAAGUGUUUCCUUUCAAAUGGUAUCAAGAAUAUGCAUAUCCUUGCUUCAGGUGCUGAGCUACAGGCAGUUAGAUUUUAGGCGAAAAUUGAAAAAAGGGGUCCGAUCCUUAAGAGGUUAAUGAAAAAUCCAACUAAUGCAUUUGAAAUAGAAUCCAUUCUCACGCUCUCCUUUCUAUCUCUCCAGGAGUAUGUGCGUCUCAUCGGGCCCUGGUGUCAGGUGAACGUGGGCUCCUGCCGCUUCAUGCUGGGCCAGUGUUACCUGGCCAACGGAGAGGGACAGAAGGUGUGUAUUUCUUUUAGUGCAUUUGAGCAUACCAUUCUGAAAUAACUUUAUUGGAGGUUGUUUCUGUAGUUCUAAGGGCUGUAACUGUAUCCUAUGAUUGAUUCAACCCGUAGCAUCAGUGCUUACUGUAUCUGUUGUGUUCUAAUCUCAAUCAUGUUUGUAGCCAUGUGUUUUGACCCCCUGUCAUUUUGUUUCACCAGGCACUGCAGUGUUUUCAGGAGGCAGCGACGGAGGUGGAGAAGGAGGAGUUUCUGCUGAGAUUGACAGGAGCUGAAGAGGAGGAGGCUGCAGACGCCUCAAGACUACAGUACUACAACAAGGUUACUAUGGAUUAGUGUUGCACGGUAUACUGAAACUUCGGUACUUUUUCGAUACUAGAACAUAAAAGGUUCGGUACAAGUAUUUUUUUGUUGCUUCUGUCAUGUGUCUUAUGGAUCAAGUCUGUAUCAGCGAUGUCCCCCUUAUAGCAUGAGCGCGUCAUGCCUGCUCCACUUAAUCUGCACUGGGAGUCUGGGCUGCAUCAUGUUACCUCCCCUCAUGCUGCACAGAAGUUAACACACUUGAAUAAUGCGACACGGCAUGUUGAAAUUGUUUUGUAAAAGUAAUUAACAAUGUCCAUACAAGCUAGGACACUUUACAAUUCAAGAAGAUAACAGUAGCUUCCAGCUUUGUAGGCUAACUGUCCUUGCUAGCUUACAGCUAAAGCUAACAUCAAUUCACUACCCCUAGUACCUUGUUUGUGAUAAUAUGCAAACCAUAAUGCAAAAUAUGCUGAUUUCAAAGCUAAUAUGCCUUCGGUAUCGAAACAAAAUUCUGGUAUCGUGACAACGCUACUAUUGAUUGGAAACCCUUCUCUUUGAUACACCAAUGUGGAUAUGUGUGCAGGUUUAAUUUAGUGUGUGUGUAUUAGGUGCUGCGGUUACUGGAGGAUGUUGGUCUACCAGAGCUGGUCAUCCAUCUAGCCACUCUGGCCAUAACGGAGGCCGUCAACGACCCCAGGAGUCAGGCUGCCCUGUGGACCCGCAUCUUCAAGCACCACCUGGACCUGGGACACAACAGCCAAGCCUACGAAGCCCUCACACAAAACCCUGACUCAGGCAGGCAGUUGGACUGUCUGCGUCAGCUGGUGGUGGUUCUUUGUGAACGCUCCCAACUUCAGGACCUGGUCCAGUUCUCCUACGUCAACCUGCACGACGAGGUACACACACACUUUCUCUUUACAUUUGGUUAGAGGCCAGUAGAUCACAUUAUAGACACGCUAGAUAAUUAUAUUAGAUCAACGUUUUUGACCCUCCCCUUGUGUCCUUCUCUGGCUGCAGGUGGUGAGCAUCAUAGAGUCCAGAGCCAGAGCAGUGGACCUGAUGUCCCACAACUACUACGAGCUGCUCUACGCCUUCCACAUCAACAGACACAACUACAGGAAAGGUAAGAGGAGCCUGGGACUCUUUCUUUCAGCUAGUAGCUGUUUGAAAAGGAAGGUGAUGGUAUUUAUUUUUAAUCACUGUCCAUUUUGUGUGUGUGUCCCUCUCUGUAUGGUGUGUCUAUAUAACUCUGUUGUUCUCUCUUCUAGCGGGUACAGUGAUGUUUGAGUACGGCAUGCGUCUGGGCAGGGAGGUGAGGACACAGCUAGGUCUCCAGAAACAGGUUAACUGUUACCUGGCCUCUCUCAACUGUCUACGACUCAUCAGACCUGACUACGCCUGGAUCGUACAGCCGUCCUCUGGAGCUAUGUAUGAGAGGCCUGGCGCGUCACCAAAGAGGAACUACGAUGGAGAGUUUGCUACUGGUCCAGGUGAGACUAGAUACAAUGGCCGUAGCUAUUUCUCGUCUUUGUACUACUAUUUGUUGGGUUGUGAAAUGUGUAUGACCGUGAAGUGAUCUUGGUUCUGAAGUAGAUGUUGGCUCUGAUAAUAUUGUAAUAGAGAUGUCUGUGUGUCUGCAGUGAGCGGUCAGAUAGACAUCCUGGAGCUGAAGGACCUUCAGAAGGAGUACGCCCUGGCCCGUAGCCGCCUCACCUUGGCUCAGCACCACCCACCGUCCGCUGCCAUCGCAGGUACAACACCUGACACAAUAUUCCUUAAAAUGUAUGAAAGGUACCAUGCCACGGUGACAUGUCAGUCAGUAAGCCAUAAUUAAUUGUAGCCUUUGGCGCUUCUUUAAAUUAUCAAUUAGAAAGGGGACCAUUAUUCCUGUAGGGCAACUAAUCUCUUCACAACUCCCCAAUCUAAAUCCAGAAAUCUAAUACAGUACUGUGUGUGGGGUUGUAGGCAGUGCCUCUGCAGUGGAGAUGGUGUCCCAGCUGGUUCAAACGGGACUGUUCGACUGUGCCCUCUCACUCUGCCAGACCUUCAAACUCUCCCUCACGCCUACCUUCGAGGGGCUCGCCUUCAAGUAAGUUGCUAGCUUCGUUAGGGCAGUCUGAACUGCACGGAGUGACUUGAAUUUAUACGGAUAUCUCUCGUUUACAAUGCAUGAUUUACGUGAAUACUCGUGUCAGGUUGGAUGGGGAGCGUCACUGCACAGCUAUUUUCAGGUCUCUCCAGAGAUGUUUGAUCGGGUUCAAGUCCGGGCUCUGGCUGGGCCACUCAAGGACAUUCAGAGACUUGUCCUGAAGCCACUCCUGCGUUGUCUUGGCUGUGUGCUUAGGGUCGUUGUCCUGUUGGAAGGUGAACCUUCGCCCCAGUCUGAGGUCCUGAGCGCUCUGGAGCAGCUUUUCAUCAAGGAUCUCUGUACUUUUCUCUGUUCAUCUUUCCCUCGAUCCUGACUAGUCUCCUGUCCCUGCCACUGAAAAACAUCCCCACAGCAUGAUGUUGCCACCACCAUAGGGAUGGUGCCAGGUUUCCUCCAGACGUGAUGCUUGGCAUUCAGGCCAAAGCGUUCAAUCUUGGUUUCAUCAGUCCAGAGAAUCUUGUUUCUCAUGGUCUGAGAGUCCUUUAGGUGCCUUUUGGCAAACUCCAAGCGGGCUGUCAUGUGCCUUUUACUGAGGAGUGGCCUCCGCCUGGCCACUCUACCAUAAAGGCCUGAUUGGUGGAGUGCUGCAGAGAUGGUUGUCCUUCUGGAAGGUUCUCCCAUCUCCAGAGCUCUGUCAGUGACCAUCAGGUUCUUGGUCCCCUCCCUGACCAAGGUCCUUCUCCCUCGAUUGCUCAGUUUGCCCGGGCGGCCAGCUCUAGGAAGAGUCUUGGUGGUUCCAAACUUCUUCCAUUUUAAGAAUGAUGGAGGCCACUGUGUUCUUGGGGACCUUCAAUGCUGCAGACAUUUUUUGGUACCCUUCCCCAGAUCUGUGCCUCGACACAAUCCUGUCUCGGAGCUCUACGGACAAUUCCUUAGACCUCAUUGCUUGGUUUUUGCUCUGAUAUGCACUGUCAACUGUGGGACCUUAUAUAGACAGGUGUGUGCUUGUCCAAUCAAUUGGAUUAACCACAGGUGGACUCCAAUGAAGUUGUAGAAACAUCUCAAGGAUGAUCAAUGGAAACGGGAUGCACCUGAGCUCUAUGUAAAUGAGUAAAAAUAAUAAUUACAAACCCAGUUUAUGCUUUGUCAUUUACAUUUAACUCAUUUAGCAGACGCUCUUAUCCAGAGCGACUUACAGUUAGUUAGUUAUAUAUAUAUUUUUUUUUUCAUACCCCCGUGGGAACGAACCCCAACCCUGCGUUGCAAACGCCAUGCUCUACCAACUGAGCUACACUCCUGCCGGUCAUCCCCUCCCCUGCCCUGGACGACGCUGGUCCAAUUGUGCGCCGCCCCAUGGGUCUCCCGGUCAUGACCGGCUAUGACAGAGCCUGGAUUCGAACCAGGAUCUCUAGUGGCACAGCUAGCACUGCGAUGCAGUGCCUUAGACCACUGCGCCACUCGGGGGGUAUUAUGUGGAGAUUGUGGGAGGGAAAAUGUAAUUUUAUCAAUUUUAGAAUAAGGCUGUAACGUAACAAUAUGUGAAAUGUGUCAAAGGGUCUGAAUACUUUCCGAAUGCACUGUAUUUAGUCUGUAGCAAUCACCCCAAAGUAAGCAGUUGUGCCUUGUCUGAACUCACAUACAGGGGUUUUCUUCCUGUUGGUUGAUGGUGAUGUUAGCUGUGUUUUUUGUUGUAUUUAUACAAAAAUACACUAUUUUUAGGUGUAUAAAGUUACAGUAUGGUGGAGAGGAGAGUCAGAAUGAAGCCUGGAACUGGCUGGCUGCCAAUCAGCUGUCUACCAUCGUCACAACCAAAGAGUCAAGGUUGGUUGUUUAAAUUUGACCACUUCAUAGUUCAAAUUGGCAGGGAAUAUUAAGAACAGUCAAAUUGACCAAUAAAGUUAAAUUAUAAUACAGAUGUACUUUUCCUUCACAGUGCGACUGAUGAGGCGUGGCGCCUGCUGGCCUCCUACCUGGAGAAGCACCCUACCCAGAAUGCUCAGCACCAUCGCUGUGUGAUCAACAAGCUGCUGUCACACGGCGUACCGCUGCCCGACUGGCUGGUCAACACCUACAAGGUGAGAGAGCACAGUAUUUGUGCAAAUGUUGUAUGUAUUAAUAUUGCACUAAAUGCGACGAUGCAAGACACAUUUUCCUAAAAUAAUUCGAUAGAGUCCGUAAAUGUAUAUUUUCUAGUUGCAUUUGCUCCCCCUGUAUUAUAACACAAGCCUGUUUGCUUAGGGGGUGGACGCUGCAGCGUUGUUAAGGCUCUACCUGAACUAUGACCUGCUGGAGGCAGCAGCUGAGCUGGUGUUGGAGUACGUAGAUGCUCUCAUGGGGAAGGGACACCAGUACUUUGGCAUCGAGGUACAUUACAGCAGGGGUUCCCAAACUUUUUCACUCAGGCCCCCUUCCAGUAUUGGGGAACAUCCCGCAACCCCCUAGACAUUUAAGACAAGUUAUAAAUAGCUCUCUCUAAGGUAUGCAAUGACUGACACGACAAGAGAAACUGAUGAUGCACUGCCCAAUUUCAUAAUUGCACCUUGUGCAUUCUACUAUUACAACUUUCAAGAGCAAGCUGAAAGGCGGACUGAGUUCCUUAAUUAACUUUUUUUUGGGGGGACCCCACAUUACCGCAUAAAUCACUUGCAAUGACUGCGGUGUGGUUGUUUUACCCAUUUUGAGUUGAACACACUUGAUUCUCAUCUCUAGAUUGAAUUUAAUCUCUUAAAUAAGAUUAAAGUCAAAUGUUUGUCCUUUUUGUGUUUCUCUGAGAUGGUAAUGGUAUGUGUGUGUUACAGAGGCCCCUCUCUGCCACAGCAUCAUUGGUGUGGCUCCCAUACACUUCCAUCGACCAGCUCCUUCAGGCGCUCAACGAGACCCAGACUAACGCCAGUGUAAGUCCAUUUAAAAUACUUUUUUAAAAAGCUGUUUGACAACCUAUGCUGACAUCAAACAUGACUUUGUCCUCAGUUUAAAUGUUAACACGCACCACCAUGCUUCUCUCAUGACUGUCCUCUCAGAUACACAACAAACUGCAGGACAAGCUGAAUGACUACCACAAACUGGUGGACCAGACAACAAGGCGAAGGCUCCAGGCCCAAUCUUAAUUAGUCUUAACUGUAUUGGAGGAGAGAAUGUGAGGAAUCAAGGAAAGACUAUCACUGCCCCUCCACAUGGUGCGCUCACUGUUGCCAUGACUCUCUGGAAGAAGAUAAAUACAUCUAUUUUUGUAUUAAGGGUAAAUUAAACACUUUGUAUGAACUUCACCAGAUUGUUUUGUGGCAGACAUUAUGUCGAGUUCAGGCCAAGAGGGCAAAGUCUCUUACCUGCUUGUUGCUUUUAAAUGUACUGUAUAUGUUGUCUGAGUUCCAACUAACAAUUCAAGGUGUUUUCACCUCUGGUGGCAAUGUAUAUUUUUUUACAUUAUGUUGCCUGUGAACUUUUACAAUCCUGUUUGUUGUAAAAUGUAAUGCAAUUAAAGUUUUCCUUGGUAUUGAGAGGUUGUCCUAAAUGCC